AUGUUCACAACUACAAAAACCAGACCAAACAUCAUCAAAAGAACAAUACCUCCAUCUCCAUCACCACCACCGCAAACCACCACCAUGGCCACCAAAACCAAGAAGCCUGUUUGCUCUAUCCAAUCCAGCCUAGCCACCACCCUUUUCUGUGUUCUCCUCUUCACAAUCCCAGCCCUCCUCCUCCUCCACACCCCUCCCACCUCCAUCUGCAACACCGCCUCCACCACCUCAACCUCUUUCUCCGGCGACCUCCGCUCAGCCGAAUUCUCCUGGAACCACCUUAGUUUCUCCUCCCACAUCCCUCCACCAGUCCCCCUCAAGAUAGCCGUCUUCACCAGAAAAUGGCCGGUCGGAACAACUCCGGGAGGAAUGGAGCGACACGCGUUCACAUUAUACACAGCUUUAGCAACCCGCAACCAUGAGAUCCAUAUCUUCACUUCCCCACCAAAUGAAGACGUUAGUUUAAUCAACACCAAGAGAAAAGACGAUAAUGCCCUCAUCGUCCAUUUCCACGAGGGCAACGAGCCGGGACAAUGGCGGUACAACAAGGCAAUGGAACAGUACGAGGAGGAAAACAAGGUACGCCCGUUUGACGUGGUCCACACGGAAAGCGUCGCGUUACCUCAUUACAAAGCUCGUGGUAUCCCAAAUCUUGCAGUGUCAUGGCAUGGGAUCGCUUUAGAAAGUGUCUCAUCAAGCAUCUACCAAGAUCUUAUACGAAAUCCCAAAGAGCCUAUGUCCCCUUCUUUUAACGAAAGCUUACAAGUCAUGAUCCCAAAAGUCCUCAAUGAAAUCCGAUUCUUUAGAAAUUACCGACACCACAUCGCUAUUAGCGACAGUUGUGGCGAAAUGUUGCGAGAUGUAUACCAAAUCCCGAGCAAACGAGUACAUGUGAUUGUGAAUGGUGUUAACGAGGACGAUUUCCGGGAAGAUUCAGAAUUGGGGAAGAAAUUUAGAUCCAAAAUUGGGGUACCAAAGAAUGCUAGUUUGCUCCUUGGGGUAGCCGGGAGACUAGUGAAAGACAAAGGGCACCCUUUGUUGUACGCAGCCUUUGCGAAACUGAUGAAAAAGUACACAAAUGUGUACUUGGUUGUUGCUGGGGCUGGACCCUGGCAACAAAGGUAUAUGGAGCUAGGACCACAGGUCAAAGUGUUGGGCUCAAUGAGCCCAACCGAGCUUCGAGGCUUCUAUAAUGGAAUUGAUAUCUUUGUGAACCCGACACUUAGGCCACAAGGGCUUGAUCUAACACUUAUGGAAGCUAUGAUGGCUGGGAAACCUGUGAUGGCAUCACGGUUUCCGAGCAUCAAAGGGACGAUUCUUGUUGAUGAUGAAUUUGGUUUUAUGUUUUCACCGAAUGUGGAGUCGUUGGUGGAGGCGUUGGAGGUGGUGGUGGCAGAAGGUCCGGGGAGGCUUGCUCAGAGAGGGAAGGCUUGCCAGAGAUAUGCAACCUCCAUGUUUACAGCUAGAAAAAUGGCGUUAGCGUAUGAGAGGUUAUUUCUUUGUAUAAAGAAUGAAACUUUUUGUAUUUACCCUUAG
This is a messenger RNA of Lactuca saligna, 1536 nucleotides long. NCBI's taxonomy places the organism in Eukaryota, Viridiplantae, Streptophyta, Magnoliopsida, Asterales, Asteraceae. The record is from the annotation of a GenBank genome assembly.